Messenger RNA from Spirometra erinaceieuropaei, 808 nucleotides. NCBI's taxonomy places the organism in Eukaryota, Metazoa, Platyhelminthes, Cestoda, Diphyllobothriidea, Diphyllobothriidae. The record is from the annotation of a GenBank genome assembly.
AUGGGCACUCUGUCCGUAACGCAGGGGGAAACUGGUUGGCAUAUGACUGAUCUCGUACGUGGGGAACGUUCCGGGAUUGUGCACAAACACGUUUAUCCCAUCGUAGACCUUGUCGGUAAACAUUGAGUCCUAAAAUGGAGCGAGGACAACAUUAGAAACCUUUCUUGCCGUUUAGUGCCUUGGCCAAUUACCCGAUAAAAGGCUAUUGGAUAAACAAUUCUUGGUUUACAGUCGUGUAAAGUUUUUUUACCGUUAACCUCUCUGCAAUCCGAAAGUGCUCACUGCCUUUUCUCUGAACAGGUUGAUUUUGGUUAUAGGACUCUUUACAUGCAUUAUUUGACUGCCUAAUUUAAUGUGUAAAAGAACAAAUUGUUGACUUGGUGGUGGCGGCGAUAGCAGUAGUAUUAGUGGUGAUGAUGGUAGUGAUGAUGAUGAUGAUGAUGAUGAUGGUGGUGGUGGUGGUGAUGAUGAUGAUGAUGAUGAUGAUGAUGAUGAUGAUGAUGAUGAUGAUGAUGAUGAUGAUGAUGAUGAUGAUGAUGAUGAUGAUGAUGAUGAUGAUGAUGAUGAUGAUGAUGAUGAUGAUGAUGAUGAUGAUGAUGAUGAUGAUGAUGAUGAUGAUGGCGUUGGUGGUGGUGGUGAUGCAGGUGGUGGUGGUGGUGGUCGUCGUCGUCGUGGUCGUGGUGGUCGUGGCGGUGACAGCAGCCUCCAAAUUAUUUACUCAUUUUUCCUGACUCUGUUCUCAAGAUAUGUAAGCCAACUAUUACAGAGCGCCAAGAUUAUAAAUAGGACUAGUCUGACCUAUAUGUAA